Molecule: messenger RNA, 335 nt
Organism: Adineta steineri
Lineage: Eukaryota; Metazoa; Rotifera; Eurotatoria; Adinetida; Adinetidae
Source: the annotation of a GenBank genome assembly
CAAUACCAGCGGAUGUUAUUAAAAAAUAUUUUUGUUUAAUGCCUUCCGAAAAAUUAAUGCAAGAUGAAUGGGAAAAACAUGGAACAUGUUAUUGGCAAACACCUGAAGAUUAUUUCGAAAAAAUCAAUUAUCUCUAUUCAAAGAUAAAUAUACCUAAUAAUAUAAAUGAUAUUUUAAAUAAUGGAACUUUAGGAUAUAAAAGUAUUAAACAAAGUUUUAUAGAUAUAAAUCCACAAUUAAAAUGGGAAGAAAUUAAUGUUAUGAUGCGAAAAAAUAAAUUACAUGAAGUUGCUUUUUGUUAUGAUCUUAAUUUUAAUCAUAUCAAAUGUAUUUGA